Molecule: messenger RNA, 2480 nt
Organism: Aethalodelphis obliquidens (Pacific white-sided dolphin)
Lineage: Eukaryota; Metazoa; Chordata; Mammalia; Artiodactyla; Delphinidae
Gene: SSTR1
Product: somatostatin receptor 1
Exons: 1
Coding region: 194-1369 (391 amino acids)
Biological process (GO): neuropeptide signaling pathway; cellular response to estradiol stimulus
Cellular component (GO): plasma membrane; neuron projection
Molecular function (GO): somatostatin receptor activity; neuropeptide binding
Source: RefSeq, a predicted model, not a curated record
GCUGCGCGCAGGCAGCCGCUGGGCGAUGCGCUCCGCCGGCGCCGGUGGAGCCGCGCUCCCUGCAGUCUCUGAGCGCUUACCCCAGGCGCCCAGCGGCUGUGAGCUGCGGGCGGACGGCCGGGGUGCCAAGUGACAGCGCAAGCGGCGGGGGCGCCAGUAGAACUCCCCAGCCCUGGCAGCCCCAUCGGCCCCCAUGUUGUUCCCCAAUGGCACCGCCUCCUCUCCCUCCUCUCCUAGCCCCAGCCCAGGCAGCUGUGGCGAAGGCGGCGGCAGCAGGGGCCCCGGGGCCGGAGCAGCAGACGGGAUGGAGGAGCCGGGGCGAAAUGCGUCCCAGAACGGGACCUUGAGCGAGGGCCAGGGCAGCGCUAUCCUCAUCUCUUUCAUCUACUCCGUGGUGUGCCUGGUGGGGCUGUGUGGGAACUCCAUGGUCAUCUACGUGAUCCUGCGCUACGCCAAGAUGAAGACGGCCACCAACAUCUACAUCCUCAACCUGGCCAUCGCCGAUGAGCUGCUCAUGCUCAGCGUGCCCUUCUUGGUCACCUCCACGUUGCUUCGCCACUGGCCCUUCGGCGCGCUGCUCUGCCGCCUCGUGCUCAGCGUGGACGCAGUCAACAUGUUCACCAGCAUUUACUGUCUUACUGUGCUUAGCGUGGACCGCUACGUGGCCGUGGUGCACCCUAUCAAGGCAGCACGCUACCGCCGGCCCACCGUGGCCAAGGUGGUGAAUCUGGGCGUGUGGGUGCUAUCGCUGCUCGUCAUUCUGCCCAUCGUGGUCUUCUCGCGCACGGCGGCCAACAGUGACGGCACGGUGGCCUGCAACAUGCUCAUGCCCGAGCCCGCGCAGCGCUGGCUGGUGGGCUUCGUGUUGUACACUUUUCUCAUGGGCUUUCUGCUGCCCGUCGGGGCCAUCUGCCUGUGUUACGUGCUCAUCAUCGCCAAAAUGCGCAUGGUGGCCCUCAAGGCCGGCUGGCAACAGCGCAAGCGCUCAGAGCGCAAGAUCACCCUGAUGGUGAUGAUGGUGGUGAUGGUGUUUGUCAUCUGCUGGAUGCCUUUCUAUGUGGUGCAGCUAGUCAACGUGUUCGCAGAGCAGGACGACGCCACGGUGAGCCAGCUGUCGGUCAUCCUCGGCUAUGCCAACAGCUGCGCCAACCCCAUCCUCUAUGGCUUCCUUUCAGACAACUUCAAGCGCUCUUUCCAGCGCAUCCUUUGCCUCAGCUGGAUGGACAACGCCGCCGAGGAGCCAGUCGACUACUACGCCACGGCCCUCAAGAGCCGCGCCUACAGUGUGGAGGACUUCCAGCCUGAGAACCUGGAGUCCGGCGGCGUCUUCCGUAAUGGCACCUGCACGUCCCGGAUCACUACUCUCUGAGCCCGGGCCAAGCAGGGGCUUUGUACCAAGAGAAGGGGAGGAUGAGGAGAAAGGAAGGCCGGGUGCGAGAGGUGAAAGUAUCCCAGGAGUCAGGGUGCAAUGGGGAAAGUGGGGCUAGGACACUGUGUGCUUCUGGUGGAGACCCGGGAAAGGCGCGCGACAAAGGUGGAAUUGGACGCUUUGCGUAUAAACUGGGAAGACUAGCGGGCCCCCUUCUCCUCUUUCGCUUCUUUCUCCCCUGCGAUUGCACUUCUGCAUCCCUCUUCGCCCCUCCCUUGGCAAUUUCGGUCUUUCUUUACGCCCCGUCCUACCGGUGCAGAUCGUGAACUUAUUAACGUCGCCAGCUGAGCCUGACCCUCAGCCCCGCCAGCCGUCGUUUCUGUUUAAGCUGAGCCACGGUUACCGCCACGGGUUUCCCUCGGGAAAACCCAGCUGGCCCUCAGCCGCGCCUUGCAGGGCCCCUCGCUCGCCAGAUUCUGCUUGAUGCCUCUAGCGGAGUCUCGAGAACCACCACUCUCCCUUUCUGCAGCCCUACUUCAAAGGAAGUCAGUCUUGAGAAGGAUCUCGGCAGCUGGUCCUUUCUCCCACCCUCGGGUGAAAGGAAGGUGCGCGCUUCGCCGAGCCCCUCCGCCCCUCCCACUCCACCCAGAGCGGAGCCAGGUGCUUAGUAAAAUCGGUCCCGCGCUUCGAACCCCAGGCAUCCCGCAGUCCUUAUUCAAAGCCCACUUUGGAGCAAAAAAGGAGCUGAGAACAAGCGACUAGGGGUUUUUAAAAGAUUCCGGGCUUUGGUGGGGGAGGAGGGCUUGUAAUGGAAGCCCCCCUCCCGCCCGGCUCACAAACGGCUCUUUUAGUUUCAGAGACCAAGAGCUAGGCACUCCCGGGGCGCUGGUCUGCAUUAGGCCAGGAAGGACAGGGCGCACUUUCCCCGGGGGCCGCCCGGGAGCUUGGCUGCAGCUCCACUAGGCUUUCUCCUUCACCCAAGCUUCUGGAGGUGCACAUCCAAGAGUAACGACAGGCACCGGGCCGGGACCUCAGGUGACGUCUUCCCAGUCUCGGCCGAUCCCGACCGCGUCGCCGCCACCUGCAGGUAGAGGGUGCGGUCUGCCCGACC